UAUCGUCAAUCGACACCAAUCGCGCCCCGAUUCGCGCUUCUUAUCUUCCAACGACAUCGUUUUUUCUCCAUCUUCGUACAAUGCACAAUGCUUAAUUGAAUGUUGCUUAUUCUAAUUGUUUCUUGUUACGCCUUCCUGGGAAACCGUACGCGAUCUGAUCUAUAAUAGACGCGUUUCUCGAUAUAUUCGCGAUGGUCGGGCCACGAGCGGCGCGUCUGCCGGUCGGCUCUGCGCCAUGGAUCUCAGAAGAGAGGUCAUCUGCUCUGCAGAUUGCACAGUCAGAGGUUGAGGAAUUCUCUUUCUCCGCUAGAAACGACUUUGACUGGUUGAAUGAGCAUAUGGCCGAGAUAUUUAGCGAAAAUCAAAUCAACGUUGCAGAAAUAUUUAAAACCCCAGGAAAAUUACGAGGCAAGACUCCUCGAACGAUCCGGAAAAUAAACGCGGGAGAGGCUCGUGUCCCCCUCUCUAACAUAUUUUCCGCUACGCCUAAAGGGGCCCCGAACCCUUUUAUCAUACCUAAUAUGAAUCGAAGUAAUACGCCUAAGAUUGAAAUUGCUGCAGACCCCCAACCAUCACCCCCCAAGGCAGUUGCGCCAGAGAGUCCCUUGAAGCAUGCGGCUUCUCCAAAACACACGUCCUCAGCCCAGCCGUUUUCUGUUGCGGAUUCCGGAUAUCAUGGUAGCCAGUCCCAGGAUAUAAUGGAUGUUGAUCAUUCUGUAGUGGAUGACGAGGCAACACAACCAUUUAGUCCACAGGCGGACACGCAGAGCGACGAUGUAGCUCUUGAUACUUCUCCUAACCAUCAUGGACAUGACAGUCCAGCUCCUCACUCGCCAAAUCCUACAGUUGAUACGAACGUGGGCGACCUUGACACACAGUAUCUCACUGCCCACGUUCCGCUAGGAGCCUCAUCUGAUAAAGUAGAUGGUCCUCAGGAGAGCACUACGCCGGCGGGUUCACCCUUACGAUCACCUGCCUUGCCGGAAACAUCCCCCGCGGAGCACUCAGCUGUUGUUAGCAUAUCUGGUGCUGAAGUUGAAGACAAUAACUUAGAAGUAGAUGCAAUGGAAACCGUACCUGAGGAGGAGCCGUCGAGAUCCUCUUCUGAGAGCUCAAGUCCUAUUCGACCUAUUGUUCGGAAAAGUAGUCUCAAUUUUGCUUCCUUGCCUGCAAGAGAACCUAUCACGCAUAAAAGCAUAGGCAACCGGGUAUCAAGGACUAGCCACUUGGAGCAGAAUCGAACGAGUUACUACAACCGACAUACUGGAGGAAAGAGUUUGGGACACACAAGACAUGAUCUUACGGACGAUGAUAAUGAUGACAUGGACAUUGACGAGGACCCAUCUAUUCAAGAGCCUCAGUCACAAUCGGCGCCGGAUAAUACAGUCGCGCAUAACAAGACUUAUACGCAACGUCUUCAGGACCAAAUCAGCAAAUUAGGCCAAGCGCAAACACAGACUUCCAGGACUUCCAAGUCAAUUCCGGGUCCUUCUGUCGCUCAAACAACAACAGUCGCAGCUCCUGCGCCCCAGUCUUCGUCUCAGGCGAAGCCGUUGCCCUCACCCAAAAAGACUACAACUCCAGGCGCUUUUCCGGACGAAGACGAUGAAGACGACUGGAUUGGACCUCUUGGUUCGCCUGAGAAUGCGUCUGACUUCCGUAGUCCUCGGCCUGGACUAGCUAAAAGCUAUACUGCCGACGUGAUGGAGGGUGUAUCUGGUAAGGAUACUGUCAGCGGUGGCGAUUUUUCAGUGUCGAAGACUUCUCAGGACCAGGCCAAGUCUCCUGAGCGCCCUCCGACGGAGGAACGGGGGGCUACUACUUUUGGCCACCACAAGUCCGCAUCCGUCCCCUUGUUGCCACUUCAAGAAGCUUCGGGGGCUGAUGGGGAUAACCUUACGAAGACUAUCUCUGCGUCUAACCCACCCCUUGCCACUGUCCAUGAAACAGAUAGGCCUACUACACCUACGAAGUCACCAUCGCGAGGCUACAAAGAUAGUCCUCUAAAACAGGUCAAGAACAAGCUGUCGUCAAUUCUCAAAGGUUCCAAAGGCUUGCUAGCUAGUAGCGCUGCUAUUAGUGCCGAAGGGAAAACCUCGCUCUUGUCACCAUCUAGUACUAGAUUGGGCCUACACAUAUUUCCGUCUACUGAUACACUUGCUUCCCCCAAAGGAAAGGAUGUGCAGCCUCUCUACCCAGAUCUAUCUCGUCUUGCUGUGGAUACUCAGACUCUUGAGAGUGUAGGUAGUCCGACACGACCAGAGGCUCGAAGAACGAGGGCUUCAAUAGAGCGGGAAAAGGCUGAGGAGAAGCGUAAAGAAAAGGAGGCGAAAGAAGCUCGACGGAUGGCCGAGCAAAUGGGCAAGCUCGAGAAAGCCCGCGAGAAGGAGCGUGAGAAAGCGCACGUGUUCAGCCAAGAGCAAGAAAGAGUUGCCGCGAUGGAGAAACAGGUUGCUGUCCAGAAGGAGCAGGAGAAGAAAACAGUCCUGCAGACCCCUGGUAAUACAUCGAAAUCAGUCCGACCUAGCCCGCGAAAGGCCAAGACGCAACCUGCUACCGAAGAGAAACCAGCCGCUAGCAGUUCUUCUGAUGAAAAGCAGGUAGAUGAUGUUGACAUGGUUGACGCACCCAACCCAAUGCCACCGCCGUCGGCUCCUCGGUCUAUUGCACCUCCUUCGGCUACUAAGGGUCGAGAGAUUAAACGGCCUAUCAGGCCUGGAAAAGAACCAGUGGCCAAACCGAAGCAGGCGCCCACCGUAAUUCGCGUGAAUAUGGGUUCGCAACAUUCUCAAUAUAAUCCUUCCAACAGUUCUCUGUCAUCAAGCCUUCAUGAGACGCUUUCCCAAUCUCAAGGCAAAAAUAAAUCUAACCAGCUUCCACUACACAAGCAGUCGUUGCAGAGUCUUAAGAGCUCAACGUCAUCUUCGGGCCGGCCAAAAGCACUCGACGCGGCGGCCAGAAGGAAAGAGCAGGAAGAACGCGAAGCGCAACGCAAACGUGACGCAAAGGCUGAAUUAGAGCGCAAGAGAACCGCCAUGCAGGAAGAGGAGAGGCGCCAAGAGCAACAAAGAAGGGCAGAAGCUGAGCGGAAGGAGGAAGAACGAAAACAAGCUGCGGAGGCUAAGAAGAAUGCACAGAGACAAGCAAUGCUCGAAAGGGCGAAGCAAACUAGAGCUCCCCCACCGGCGGCUAGGAGCCAGCCAAAUGGGCCCCCUGACUACAGCCGUGCCGAAGCUUCUAUUCCCCGUCCGCCCUCUCGCUUAGCCUCGAAUCUGCAACGUUCCCAAGAAGAUAUUGGACGUCCAGUCAACGCGGUAUUGUCGAAUGCAUCUAAGGCGCCUACAAAACGACCAUUGCAACAAGAUUAUAAAGACGACAACGCCCGCGCAGCCCCCUCCCGUGCCACGACUGGCUACCAGUCAAAAGAGUCGAAGCGAAUGCGCAUGACUGACGAAUUCGACGACGAUGUUGAGAUAGAGAAGCAGCCAAGCUUAAAAGGGGCGCCUGUACGCCCAUCGGGUGGCUAUAAAAAGGAUAUGCCGACCAAGUCGAUGUUUACAUCUGGAUAUACGAAUGUGCCGUUGAAUAACAGGGAUCUAUUCAAGACUACUGUAACGAAUCAGCACAACAGCCAAGUUAAGACUGCACAUCCGUUGGACAUGGCUCAGGUGUCUAAGGCUCCUAUCCCCUUUGCACCCAAUCCAAACGCGGGCGGAUCAUCUUACAAGACACCUGCGCGACCUCAGGGAGUCAUGACUGCCAAGUCCGUCGCCAAGUCAGCAACGAGGUCUUCUCCGCGAUUCCAGAAUGGCGAGUUGAUUGACUUGCCGGAGAUUAAUACAGACGACGAAGACGAUGAAGACGAUGAUGGUGGAAAGGACAUGGUUGCGUCUUGGGCCGACUCACCAAACCUUCGGCAGGCGCUUGUGGAACAAGAGUCCAAAGAUCCUUUCCAAGUUUUCGGGGCGCCAGGACCGUUGAAUAUGGAGGAGGUGUUCGCCAAGAGCAAGGAUCGAUUCCACAAGUUCCGCGCUCGAACUUCAAGCGCCAACUGGAGCGGCUCCGAUAGGCUAACAGAGGAAGAUAUCCGAAAGGAUCUUGCGGCACGUGACAAAAUAAGACGGGAUGGUGGAUGGAGCUAUGAAAUGAGCCGAGAUAUGGUAUAGAAAUUAACAAGGCCGGCUAUCACUGGACCCCGCGGGAUGGUUUAAAGGAACCAGUUUUAGCGGGAAUUAUUGCAUUGAACAGGUGUUGUUGGUCCACCUUGAUCAUGGUAUUCUAUGGCUUGGUUGAGGGUUUUGGCGUUUACGGUAUUAGGGAAAGGUUACUACAUUGGCGCUCAUGGACAUAUGAGAACUCAAAACGCAGAUAGGGUUGGCCUGGCCUGGUCUGGUCUCAACGUAGGGAAAUAUAACUAAGCCUUGAAUGAAUGAGGCCUUCCAUACUUCAUAAUGUUUCGAUGGUAGCUUGACAACUGUAACAUGUGUAAGUAUCUAUGUGUAAGUAUCUGCUUCUGCGGGGGAAAACGUGGUUUAAUGUGUCAUGAC
Messenger RNA from Daldinia vernicosa, 4547 nucleotides. RefSeq lists its product as uncharacterized. NCBI's taxonomy places the organism in Eukaryota, Fungi, Ascomycota, Sordariomycetes, Xylariales, Hypoxylaceae. The record is from RefSeq and is a predicted model, not a curated record. Bases 192 to 4166 code for a protein of 1324 amino acids. The transcript is spliced from 4 exons.